Molecule: messenger RNA, 2097 nt
Organism: Argentina anserina (silverweed cinquefoil)
Lineage: Eukaryota; Viridiplantae; Streptophyta; Magnoliopsida; Rosales; Rosaceae
Product: probable metal-nicotianamine transporter YSL7
Exons: 4
Coding region: 1-2097 (698 amino acids)
Cellular component (GO): membrane
Molecular function (GO): oligopeptide transmembrane transporter activity
Source: RefSeq, a predicted model, not a curated record
AUGGAGAGAAAGAAGAGCGAUGAUUUUGAUGAUCAGGUUGAUCAACCGCAGGGCAAGGUUUUGGUGGAAGCGGCCUUCAGGAACAGCCAUGUGCCGCCGUGGACGAAGCAAAUCACUGUGAGGGCCAUGGUCACUAGCUUUAUCCUGAGCAUCGUUUUCAACUUCAUUGUUUGCAAGCUUAACCUUACCACUGGUGUCAUACCAUCGCUCAACGUCGCCGCCGGGUUGUUGGGUUUUGCGGUGUUGAAAGCUUACACCACCAUACUCACCAAGGUCGGCCUCUUGAAGCAGCCUUUCACUCGUCAAGAAAAUUGUGUCAUCCAAACAUGUGUGGUCGCGUCAUCCGGGAUCGCCUUUAGCAGUGGAACUGCAAGCUACGUACUGGGUAUGAGUGGAUUUGUAGCUUCUCAAGGACAUGAAACAAACACCCCAUUGAACGUAAAGGACCCUCAUAUUGGAUGGAUGAUGGGAUUUCUUUUCUGUGUCAGCUUCCUGGGCUUGUUUUCCAUUAUGCCCUUGAGAAAGGUGAUGAUCAUGAAGUACAGAUUAACCUACCCAAGUGGAACUGCAACUGCGUACCUCAUUAACAGUUUCCACACUCCCAAAGGAGCCAAGUUAGCAAAGAAACAAGUUGCUGUCCUGUUCAAAAGCUUCUGCUUUAGCUUCGUGUGGGCGUUCUUCCAAUGGUUUUACACAGCCGCUGAUGGCUGCGGAUUUUCUAGCUUCCCAACGUUUGGUCUCCAAGCUCAUGCACAGAGGUUUUACUUUGACUUCUCAUCGACGUAUGUUGGUGUGGGAAUGAUUUGCCCUUACCUUGUGAACAUCUCUCUGCUUGUUGGAGCAAUACUUUCAUGGGGAAUCAUGUGGCCCUUGAUUGAGAAGCAGAAAGGUGUAUGGUACAGUACUGAUAUCCCAGCGAGCAGUCUCCACGGUAUCCAAGGAUACAGGGUUUUCAUUGCUAUAGCCAUGAUGCUGGGUGAUGGUUUGUACCAUGUAGUUUACAUGCUCAUUCUGACCUCCUGCAGUUUAUGUUGUACACCUAAAACAAAAGAAAUUGAUUUCGAUUCAUCUCCCCCACCGUCGGUAAAUCCUUCGAGUAUUGAAGCUGGAGAAGAAGUUUUGAAUCCAAACUAUGACGAGGAGAGAAGAAUAGCCUUUUUCUUAAAAGACCAAAUUCCCAACUGGCUUGCUUUCGGUGGUUAUGUUGUUCUUGCCGUUAUAGCCAUCAUUGUCGUACCUCUAUGCAUUUUCCCCCAGUUGAAAUGGUACCAUAUCUUAACUGCUUAUAUGAUUGCACCAGUUUUGGCAUUCUGUAAUGCCUAUGGUACUGGUCUCACUGACUGGUCCCUCGCCUCCAACUAUGGAAAGUUCGCCAUCAUGAUCUUCAGUGCUUGGGUUGGCUAUGCCAAAGGUGGAGUUGUUGCUGGUCUUGCUGCCUGCGGUGUCAUGAUGAGCGUUGUCUCUACAGCUUCUGAUCUUAUGCAAGACUUCAAGACUGGAUUUCUUACAUUGUCCUCUCCUCGCUCGAUGUUCUUCAGUCAAGUUCUUGGCACGGCCAUGGGUUGUGUCAUGUCCCCUUUGGUAUUCUGGUUUUUUUUCUACAAAGCUUAUCGACUAGGUGAUCCAAGCGGUCCAUAUCCUGCACCGUACGCACAAAUGUACCGUGGAAUGGCUCUUCUAGGAGUUGAAGGCGUUAGUUCACUUCCCAAAAAUUGUGUGACACUUGCAGCGUCCUUUUUCGCAGCUGCCAUUGCUCUUAAUUUGCUUGCGGAGCUUCUAAAGCGUUAUGAGACCAAGUACAAUGUGUACAAGUUUAUUCCAAUCCCAAUGUGCAUGGCCAUCCCAUUUUAUCUUGGUUCAUACUUCGCCAUUGACAUGUGUGUGGGGAGCUUGAUUCUCUUCUUGUGGCGAAGGAAGAACAAACAAAAGGCCGAUGACUUUGCACCGGCGGUCGCAUCUGGACUCAUUUGUGGUGACUCUAUGUGGGGCAUUCCGGCUGCAAUCCUUUCACUCUCGGGUGUGAAACCUCCGAUCUGUAUGAAGUUUCUUUCUGCUUCUGCUAAUGCAAAAGUCGAAAAGCUUUUGUCCGGUCCUUAA